Uncinocarpus reesii 1704 is the source of this 723-nucleotide messenger RNA. RefSeq lists its product as uncharacterized. Bases 1 to 723 code for a protein of 240 amino acids. The transcript has 2 exons. Gene Ontology annotation, molecular function: acyltransferase activity, transferring groups other than amino-acyl groups. NCBI's taxonomy places the organism in Eukaryota, Fungi, Ascomycota, Eurotiomycetes, Onygenales, Onygenaceae. The record is from RefSeq and is a predicted model, not a curated record.
AUGCCCCUCUCCGUCCGUCCCCUCUCCACGCCCGCCGACCUCUCCCGCGCCGUCGAGAUCCAAUCCACCACCUUCGCCAACAGCGCCUUCUGCCGCACCGUCGGCGCCUCCCCCGAGGGCAACCCGCGCACUCUCUCCCCCGCCGACCGGCACGCCAUCCAGAUCUCGCGCCUACAGGAAGCCGUCGAGACCGACCCGACGUUCCACCUCCUGGGCGCCGUGGACGACGAGACGGGCGAGAUCGUGGCGGUCGCGAAGUGGAACGUGUUUCUUGACCGGGCUGCGUUGGAGAUGUGGAAGCGAGGGGCGCGGACGGACAGGGACAUGGAGAUUCCGCGGGGCGUGGAUGAGGAGGGGUAUCGGUUUGCCAAGGGGCGGAUGUACGAGGCGAAGAAGAAGUGGUUUGGGGAGGAGGGGAGGGAGCAUUGCUUUCUUGCUGUCCUCUGCACGCAUCCCGACCAUCAGGGCCGUGGCGCGGGCACCCUGCUACUCAAGUACGGCCUUGAAAUUGCUGAUAAGCACGGGGUCGAGUCCUUCCUGGAGGCUUCGGCAAAGGGGCUUCCCCUCUAUGAGCGCUAUGGAUUUGAGAGCAUCACUUUCCCCGACGGCACGCCAGGUCUUUUGGAGUUUGAUGUUGGGAGAUUCACGGGGCGAGGAGGAGACCAGGGCGAUUGGGUACGCUUGACGCUGAUGACGAGACCGUCCAUGGCGAAAAAGAAUUAG